AUGGGUGUUGAUGCAAAUAUCGCGAUGUCGGGCAGGUCUCAACAGAGAUUGCCUAUCAGGAAGAAAACUAAGCGCGAACAGCGGCGCGAGCGCUUCUGCGCGCGACUGUACCGGGCGGGGCGUGUGGGCGGCCGCCGGGGCGAUCGCGAGCGCGCCAAAGCGGGGCGGCACUCGACUCGGCUCCCGGGCCACUCGAUGCCCGAUCACGACAAGUACCAGUUGCGUCCGCGGGCCGCGCGCAGCCGAGAGCCGCGCGCGCGCCGAGCGCCCCAGCCGCUCAGCAAGUACCGCAGGAAGACGGCGAACGCGCGCGAGCGCAGCCGCAUGCGCGAGAUCAACCGCGCCUUCGAAGCUCUGCGGAGGGCGGUGCCCGCCGCCGCGAUAACCGGCAGCCCGGUGCCGUGCGAGAAGCUGACCAAGAUCACGACUCUCCGGCUGGCGAUGCGGUACAUAGCCGCGCUGUCGGCCGCCCUGCGCGACGGGCCCGAGAUCGACGAGACCCCCGAGCGGUGGCCCUCGCCCCUGUGCUCGGACCUGUCUGAGCUCUCGACGGAGCGCGAGCACUCCGAGUUCGCGGAGGACUCGCUGUCGCCAUUCGACACGUUCUUCGCGGAGUUCGACUGCGUGGACAUUGACAGGACAUUUGCG
Iphiclides podalirius (scarce swallowtail) is the source of this 648-nucleotide messenger RNA. NCBI's taxonomy places the organism in Eukaryota, Metazoa, Arthropoda, Insecta, Lepidoptera, Papilionidae. The record is from the annotation of a GenBank genome assembly.